Molecule: messenger RNA, 2302 nt
Organism: Botrytis cinerea B05.10
Lineage: Eukaryota; Fungi; Ascomycota; Leotiomycetes; Helotiales; Sclerotiniaceae
Exons: 3
Coding region: 472-1380 (302 amino acids)
Cellular component (GO): plasma membrane
Molecular function (GO): acetate transmembrane transporter activity
Source: RefSeq, a predicted model, not a curated record
GGACACCCAACAAAGACAGAAGAUGGGAUUGGUCAAUGCUAACACUUCGCAAAUUGCUACUUGGACGACUCAAAUUUCAUUUUCUUUGUAAUAAACACAAACAACAUGACCGCGGUACGUACAAGCUGCGCCCCGGAUUGCAUGGAGCCAUUCAUGAAGCAAGCUUCCUUACCCCAUUCCCCAUUGCAUCCGAUGGACAUGCUACCUACCUAGGUAUCCUCCCUCGCCAGUCGUCUGCUAUUUCACGUAUAUAUCUCCAUGUCCUUCUCCCCUCUGAUCCCUUUCUCAGAAAUUCGAUUCUUUUUUUCUCACUUGCCCCUUGUGUAAUCCCCAAUCCCAAUCGUAUUGCUAUCUAUUAUUCAGCAGAAGAGAUUGAGCUGCAAACUUUGGCUCCCAUACCCACACCACAUCAUAUUGAUAAGCUUGAUUUGCUCGAAACACAACAUAUAAAACUCGACAGUCGAAGUCAUCAUGGCUAGCCCCGCCACCACAGAGAACAAUGGAUUCAAUAAGGAAUACACCAGUGAAUCCGGUCUCACUCAUACCCAGGACCAUGCCCAUAUCAAUGGAGGAGGUGUUAACAGCAACCCCAAUGCCCACAUCUCACGAGGAUAUGAUUAUGGAGGAAACCCAUUGGCACACAUGAAUACUGGCGAAUCCGCCCGAUUCCCCGCGUUUGGUGGAGAAUUUCAGCCCGGUCUCUAUAAACCUACGACAGAACGAAAAUUCGCCAAUCCCGCACCUUUGGGUCUCAGUGCUUUCGCUCUGACUACCUUCGUCCUGUCUCUCAUUAAUAUCGGAACGGCUGGUGUCACCAAACCCAGUAUUGUUAUUGCGCUUGCGUUUGGCUAUGGUGGUCUUGUUCAAUUGCUUGCUGGAAUGUGGGAAAUGGCAGUAGGAAACACCUUCGGAGCCACCGCACUCUCAUCCUACGGCGGAUUCUGGAUUUCCCUCGCAAUUGUGCUCACACCCGGUGGAUUCGAGAUUGUAUCCUCGUACGAAACCACCGGUUCCGGCGUCAACGAUUUCAACAACGCAUUCGGAUUUUUCCUCAUGGGAUGGUUCAUUUUCACGACCAUUCUCCUGCUUUGCACAUUACGCUCUACCGUUGCCUUUUUCCUGCUCUUCUUCUUCCUCGAUUUGGCUUUCCUAUGUCUUGGAGUCGGUCACUUGCGCGCCAGUGCUACGGGAGUGGCUCUCUCCGGUGCGAUCAAGGCGGGUGGAUAUUUCGGGAUAUUCGCUGCUUUUAUGGCAUGGUAUAAUGCCUUGGCUGGUCUUGCAGAUGAUAGUAACUCCUUCUUCGUCAUUCCAGUCGCUCAUUUCCCAUGGUCUGUUAAGGGACGUGAACGUCGUGGCAAGACUGAGCGCGAAACAGUCUAAAUCUCCACAAGCACAAAAACUCUUUUUCUUUUUGUUUCACAUACAUACAUAUCUUUAAAAAGAAUCCACAAACCUUUCAUGAUAUAUUUUGAAGAUGGAAAUGUGGGUUCAUGAGUUUGUUGGUCGGGUUUCCUUGGAUGCGAUGCGAUAUGAUAGGACAUGGGGUCGGGAACGAAUGAAGGUUAAUUUACGAUACCAUUGCGGAUGAACGGGACGGACAUGUUUGUUUGUUUGUAUGCAUACAUGCAGACGUGAAUGAAUGAUGGAUGGGUGCGAGGGAAAACUAUCGAAUAUAAUUCCUACUUUCUCGAAAACACCUACAUGUCUGUCAGUCAGUCAGUGUCCAUGCAAGGACUGGUUUCGGUUAUGUCAGGACAUGAACAAAAGGCGUGACAGAAGAAGAGACAGAAGAAAGGAAAGCAGGAUCGUAAUACGAACUUUCUCUCUGCCUAUCUACGUCUUUUGGAGAAUAUGAGAACAUGAUGGAUGGAUGGAUUAUCUAUAUUACAUUAUAUUAUUAUCACCACCUCUUAGUGAAUCUUUUAAUAGUUACAUAAUUUUGUUCUUGAUAUCUCAGCUCGUCUCUUCUCAUCUUGACUAUGUCCUUGAUGUAUCGAUCAUAUCACAUCUUGUCUGUCUGUCUGGUUGUCUGUCUAUCUAUAUUGCAUUCCUCCCCCCAAAUUGAGCACAGAUGAGAAAGAAGUAGAGUAAUAGUUUGCCUAAUCUACUUAUUGAAUUCUACACCCAUAUCCUCACUCCCUCUCAUACUUCAUUCACUAUCCACCCAUUCAUACAUACCUAUUCAUUUCCUCUUUCAAGCCUACACAGCUAUUGCCCCUUCAUUAGCUCGUUUAUUUUUCGAUAUAGCAUCUACAUGUAUAUCAUCUAUAUGUACAGCAACAAUUCCAUAGAUAAAUACACA